AAGUUGACGGGGGAGGGGAGUAGUCCUUAGAGAGAGCAGCGAGAGAGUGACGGACAGAGAGACACCGGGAACAUAAGGAAGUAAAGGCCCUGACUGAGAGAAAAAGAUAAACGACAAACGACAACAACACAAUUCAAUGUGCAGUCUAGGGUUUUUCAUUUAGACUGUUUGAGCUAAGUGGACUGAAAGGUGAACUGGAGGCCUGGUCUGUGAGUCCUCAAGGUCUGUUGUGUUCCUGCGACCCCGCCGGCCUGCUAGUUCAAACACGACCCACAUGGAAGAGCAGGACGCACGGGUGGCAAGGAUCCUAGAGCUCAACGACGGAAGGCGCAUGCCCAUAUUGGGCCUGGGCACGUGGAAGCCCCCCCACCUGCCGCGCUCCCCGGCCCAGGCUCAGGCGGCUGUGGAGGCGGGCAUCGCGGCGGGCUACCGCCACAUCGACACGGCCCACAACCACCACAACGAGGUGGACAUCGGCCGGGCCCUGCGCUCCAAGAUCCAGCAGGGCAUCAUCAGGAGAGAGGACAUGUUUAUCACCAGCAAGCUGUGGCUUACCCAUCAUGCCCCAGAGGACAUCCCUGCCUGCCUUGACCAGUCCCUGGGGGCCCUGCAGCUCGACUACGUGGACCUCUACCUGGUGCAUUUCCCUGUAGGCCUGAAGAAAGUAGGUGAUGAGCUUUUUCCAAUGAAAGCUGGGGAGAUGCUAACAACUGACAUUGACUAUCUGGAUGUGUGGAGGGGAAUGGAGGCCCUGCAGGCGUGUGGUAAAGCCAAGAGCAUCGGUGUGUCCAACUUCAACGUUCUCCAGCUGGAGAGACUCCUUGCUCUGGCUCGGGUCCCGCCCGCUGUCAACCAGGUGGAGCUGCACCCGUACCUGGCCCAGAUGGAGUUGGUAGAGUUUUGCAAAGCCAAAAACAUCGUCCUUACUGCCUACAGCCCCUUUGGCUCCCCUGAAAGACCCCCGGAACUUCACAGAGGGGAGAGAGAUCCAGAGAACCUUCUAGAAGACCCGGUCAUUAAAGAAAUUGCCAGGAAGCACAAACAUAGCUCUGCGCAGGUUUUGCUGCGCUACCACGUGCAGCGAGGUAUAUCAGUCAUCCCCAAGAGCGACAGAGCUCAUCACAUCCUCGAGAACACAAAGAUCUUUGACUUUAGUCUGACGGAGGAGGAAUUGGCCGCGCUGAGGGAGCUGGACCGGGGAUGGAGAGCUUGUGUCCAUGAAGAGCUGAAGUCUCAUCCUUAUUAUCCAUUUGAAUAAGAAUGAAAGGGCAGAGAGAAGAAAGAGUGGAUUAAUACCAUCUUCAUGUUCGUAAAAUGGAAACAGACCUUGCAAGGGCUUGAGGUUUUUCCUUAAAACUGUUCAUUCAGUGUUGAUGAUAAAAUGAUACUGUGAAAUGCACUGGCGAAACGUAAUACACAGAGAUGUGUUGAAAUUGUAAAACAAAUAACUUGAAUAAAAUAAUAAAUAAUAAAAAAUCUUUAUCCUAGAUAAAAUGCAAACUAAGUUUCCUAUUUGUAGCAUCUGCCAUGUUAAAAAGCGUUAUGUUUUGCAGACAAAUCCUAUGGUAAACAUUAUGAAACACGAAGAACUAUACUGUGAAAUGCACUGCCAAAACAUAGAAAACAGAUCUGUGUUGAAAU
Messenger RNA from Gadus morhua (Atlantic cod), 1641 nucleotides. Its product is annotated as aldo/keto reductase. The transcript has 10 exons. NCBI's taxonomy places the organism in Eukaryota, Metazoa, Chordata, Actinopteri, Gadiformes, Gadidae. Bases 275 to 1258 code for a protein of 327 amino acids. The record is from RefSeq and is a predicted model, not a curated record. Gene Ontology annotation, molecular function: oxidoreductase activity.